AUGUCUACCGUCGACCCCGUCGCCGCCGCCGCCACCGAAAUCGGCAUCGAGAUCGCCGCGCCCCCAAAGUACACUAUCCGCUACCGCAAAGAAUGGGGGCACUCGGUCCACCACCACGUGUCCGUCGACUUCAGCGCCAUCACCCCCGGCGACAUUGGGGGCCUCUACGCCGCGCUCUCUGAGGCUAUAACAGCCGACCUAGUGCGGCGGGAAGGCUCGAGCAAGAGCGGCAAGGGCUUGUCGAGGGCGGUGCCGCGCACGAUGCUCCCGCUCGACUGCGAUAUCAAGGUGGAGCUGUGUAGGCUGCUGGACGAUCAGGGGCGCUUGUAUAUACCGCCGGUGAAGGAGACGAGCGUGUUUAGGCAGAAGUAUGCGCAGUUGCAGGGCGGAAAUGCGACGGAUAAGACGUAUGAGCUGUUGGCGUUCCUGCUGGAUAGGGAUGUGAAGAAAGCAUGGGAGCAUCUGCAGGAUGGGUUGUUCUUUGAGGAGGAGGAGGGGUGGCCGUGGUAUUCGCUGUUGGUGUCGUAUUCGCAUGAAUCGAGACUGGAUAAAGUCGUCAAGCACCAAGGCCGGCUUGUAAUGGCUGAUAUCGACCCGCAGACCUUCUUCCCCCUCCUGGUAUCCCCGCCGCCAACACCGCCAUCAGCAAGCAGCUACGGCCACAGCGGUCACAGCGGUCACAGCGGGCGCGCCGGGCACGCCAGACAUAACAGUCACAGCUACGGUCACGACGGGCACGACGGGCACGACGGGCACACCAGCUACCCUGACCACCCAGUGCUCAUGCACGGGCAAACGCUGCCGCUCGGCGGCGAAAUCAUCGUCGAGAAGGCUAGCAAGCCGCGGCGCACGAAGACGCUGACAGAGACGACGAGCAGCUCAUCGGCCACGGUGAAGCCGCACAGGUCCGAGAAGCCGAGUCGUAGCUCUUCGUAUAAGCUGGCGUCGGCGAAGUAUGCGGAUGUGAAGGCGAAGUCGAGGAGCGCGUUCUCGAUAGGGAGUCUGGUGAAGGCGGAUAGGUGA
This is a messenger RNA of Morchella sextelata, 1023 nucleotides long. RefSeq lists its product as uncharacterized. Bases 1 to 1023 code for a protein of 340 amino acids. The transcript has 2 exons. NCBI's taxonomy places the organism in Eukaryota, Fungi, Ascomycota, Pezizomycetes, Pezizales, Morchellaceae. The record is from RefSeq and is a predicted model, not a curated record.